AUGAACAGAUCUUCUGUUAAUCGUUCUCCAUUAAACACUAGCAAGAGCAAAUAAAUGUAUACAUUCUCAAAAGCCAAACGUUGGGUUGAUGUUAAGGACAAUCUGUAAAUUAUCAAUCUGUAUAAAAUCUAUUAGAUGUCCUCCAAUCUAUUAAUUGCCAACUACUUUAAGUAAAAGAGCUGCAGGUAUUGGAUAUGGCAAGAAAAUUAAUUUAACCCAUGAAAGCAUUACACCUGCUCCUAAUUGUUAUACAACUCAUAAAAUCUAAGAGCAUGGAUGGACAAUGGGAGUGGGAAGAGAAGUAUACAUGCAUUCCUUAAAUUAUUUAAAUAGCAUGCUAAUAAAUAUGAGAGCAUUUUUUUAGGGUUGGUCUAAAAUACUCCAGGACCUGGAACUUACAAAUUUAAAGAUUCCAUGUCUCCUGUUCGUUACAGUAUGAGAUAGAGAUUAUCAAGUCGAAAAGAUAAAGAACGAAAACCUGGACCGUAUGGGUAAUCAUUUAUUUUAGAGGACACUACAAUCUACCAAGCAGUAUUAAUAGUACAGGGAUUUAUGCUCUUAGUUAAUACAGAAAGUAUUUAGAGAAUUAUAAAUUACACAAAGCUCUGGGACUAUUGUAUUGUUACCUCCAAAAUCACAUUCAGAGAGAAAAGUGAGAGAUACAACUCCAGGCCCUGGCUCAUAUAAGGAGAUAGGCAAUAUUGAUCCUCUUGGAACAUACUUUUGCUCAAAGUUUAGUGCAAGUAAAUGCAACAAAUUUCCAAGAGCCCAACGUAUUAUGUCUGAUAAUCGUGAUCGUUCCCCAGGACCAGGGUCAUAUAAAUUACCCUCUGAAUUUGGGUUUUGA
This is a messenger RNA of Paramecium pentaurelia, 847 nucleotides long. The record is from the annotation of a GenBank genome assembly. NCBI's taxonomy places the organism in Eukaryota, Ciliophora, Oligohymenophorea, Peniculida, Parameciidae.